Messenger RNA from Aureococcus anophagefferens, 1008 nucleotides. RefSeq lists its product as hypothetical. The transcript has a single exon. Gene Ontology annotation, molecular function: pyrimidine nucleotide-sugar transmembrane transporter activity. The coding region runs from base 1 to 1008 and encodes 335 amino acids. NCBI's taxonomy places the organism in Eukaryota, Pelagophyceae, Pelagomonadales, Pelagomonadaceae. The record is from RefSeq and is a predicted model, not a curated record. Gene Ontology annotation, biological process: pyrimidine nucleotide-sugar transmembrane transport. Gene Ontology annotation, cellular component: Golgi membrane.
AUGGGCGAGCAGCACCCCGAGAAGGCGCGGCUCCCGACGCCGCUCGUGGCGCUGCUGCUCUGCGGCUUCAGCGUGCUGCAGGCCAUGGCCGCCGCCGCGAGCAAGGAGGGCGGCGAGUACCCCUACAAGGUCGUCGCGUCGACGCUCCUCUCCGAGGUCUUCAAGAUCGCGCUCAGCGCCCUGUGCCUCGCGCGCGAGGUGUGGGGCGCGCCGGACGCGGACCGGCGCCGCGCGCUCUACUUCACGACGAAGACGCUCGCGGCCGCCGCGGUGCCCGGCGUCGCGUACCAGGUGCUCAACAACCUCAACUUCGUCACGCUCUACUACGUCGACGCGCCCACGUUCCAGAUUUUGGGCAAUCUCAAGAUCGUCGCGACGGGCCUCGCGGGCCGCUACCUCCUCAAGCGGAAACUCGAUACCGGCCGCUGGCUCGCGCUCGUGCUCCUCACGCUCGGCGCGGCGUCGUCCCAGGUCGCACCGGACUGCGCCGGCGACGGCGCGGCGUUCCUGCGGUUAGGCGACCGCGCCUACGGCUACGCGUCGGCCGUCGCGUGCGUCGGUCUAAGCGCGACGAUGGGCGUCUUCACGGAGGCGUUCAUGAAGGGCACGCGGAGCUCCAUCCACUUCCAGAACAUGCAGCUCUACGCCUUCGGCAUCGCCGCGAACCUCGCCGCGCUCCUCUACCGCGGCGAGGUCGGCGCGGGCGCGAGCCCGCUCUUCGCCGGCUUCAACGUCUGGGGCAGCGUCGCGACCGUCGCGAACGGCUGCUGCGGCCUCGCCGUGUCCUUCAUGCUGCGCUACGCCGACUCCAUCGCCAAGACCUACGCGUCGGCGCUGACCAUCCCCGCGACGGCCGCCGCGUCCUACGCGUGCUUCGGCACGCCCGUCGGCGCCGCGUCCGCGCUCGGCUCGGGCGUCAUGCUCGCGUCCCUCGCCUUCUUCUACGGCGGCGCGGACCUCUUCGCGCCGCCGGACGCGGGCAAGCUACCGGGGGCCGCGGACCGAUAG